Molecule: messenger RNA, 840 nt
Organism: Acaulospora colombiana
Lineage: Eukaryota; Fungi; Glomeromycota; Glomeromycetes; Diversisporales; Acaulosporaceae
Source: the annotation of a GenBank genome assembly
GAAGAAAGUAAACGUUUAGCUGUUAAUGAAAAACAAAAGCGCGAAGAAUUGUCCAGUAAAUUUGAGAAUACUAUUUGGGAAAUCAAGUCAAAAAUGGAGGAAGAUGCAGAUGAGAAAAAGAAACGAACCGAAGACAAUGAAUUGUUGAAAGAUAAGUUCCGAAGCUUUUUGGAACAAUAUGAACUCCGUGAAAAGCAUUUCAACAGUGUCAUUCGAUCAAAGGAUUUAGAGCUACAACUAUAUGAAGCAAAGCUACAACAGCAAAAACAAUUGACUGAACAAGAGGUCAAUAAAGUUACUUCCUUGAAAGGUCAAGUUGACGUGUUAUCCAAAGCUGAAGCUGAACUACAUAGACAUCUAAAUGUUCACAUUGAUAAAUUUAAACAAGUAGAAGAAACUUUAAAUAAAAGCAAUGAACUUUUUGAAACUUUUCGCAAAGAAAUGGGACAGAUGACCCAGAAGACAAAAAAACUCGAGAAGGAGAAUGCAUUAAUAAAAGGGAAGUGUGUUACGAUGAAUAAAAAUAUUCUAGAAAUGGCAGAGGAAAGAGCACGGGAUCAAAAGUUUAUAGAGGAUACAAAGAGGAAGGAAGUAAACUUAGAAAAUUUGUGCAGGGCACUUCAAGCGGAAAGAGCUCUUCUAAAAAAAAAGGUAGAGUCUUUAGAAUUAUUAACAUCUUCAAUUCGACAAUCAAGUGACGAGGAGACUGAUGGAGGAUUAAUCGGCUAUUGCUCUGGAGAGGUUGAAUUGUGUGGUAAUGACAACAAUCAUGAUGAGGCUUCGGGAACAGAAUUCCAUAAAAUAGAUCAAAGUUGUAAUCAAGGAACAAGUCAAAAUUAG